AUGGAGGGAUAUUUCGAUGUCAAAUCCUUCGGUGCAAUUGGAGAUGGGAUCAUCAAUGACUCUUUUGUAAUUCAGAAAGCAAUAGAUGAAGCUGCUGGAACAGAUGGUAAGGGAGGAGUAGUUUGGUUUCCUCUAGGCACGUAUCUCAUCGAUCCUGGCCCGCGCAUUGAUCGUGGAAUCUAUGUUGCUGCUCCCCUGAUUCUCGCUGGUGCUGGAAUGGGGGUUCCAUUCGGCAACCCCCUAGAGUCAGACCAUAUUAUAACGAAGGGUUCGAAACUUUUUGUCACCAAUACCGAUAUUGUCCCGGUCUGGAUCAGCGGUUAA
Molecule: messenger RNA, 324 nt
Organism: Penicillium samsonianum
Lineage: Eukaryota; Fungi; Ascomycota; Eurotiomycetes; Eurotiales; Aspergillaceae
Product: pectate lyase superfamily protein domain-containing protein
Exons: 1
Coding region: 1-324 (107 amino acids)
Source: RefSeq, a predicted model, not a curated record